AUGACAGAGCCAGCAGGACAGAGCACGUCUACUACAGGUGGCUCUGUGGUCAAACCCUCACCGAUUCAUGAACGAUUUCUAUUCGACUGCGAUCAUAUGAUCAGUUUCUGUACAUCGUUCGAAAAGAGUGAUAUAACUGAUCAAACAGACACCCUUCUUGAAAUCAAGCUUGAGGAUUUGGAAUGUAGAUGGAAAAGACUGCAAGUAGACUAUGAGAAUCUCAUGUUGUCCCCCGAAUCGUUUAACACAAAAGACUUCAAGCAGAACGCAAAGAUUAACUUCAAUGUCUGCUCGGAGGCUUACUAUGAAACACGAUCGCAAAUUACGGAUGUUCUAAGGAUAUCCGGUAGAACAGGUACUAGGAGCAUGACGAGACAAAGUCUCGAUCCUCGAACCCCAGUCAGCCCUCAAUUUCCAGACAACCCUGACAUUUAUAUAAAGGUCCCCCCAUGUGACACCGAAGUUUUCAAAGGUGGUUACGAAGAAUGGCCUUCUUUUCGUGACAUGUUCACGGCUGUUUACGUAAAUCACCCAAAACUUACCCCCGCACAGAAGCUUUAUCAUUUACGUAACAAGACUAGAGGCAAUGCAGGCGCAAUUGUAAAAAGGUAUCCACUGUGCGAUGAGAAUUUCAACCUUGCCUGGACGGCUCUUAAAACACGAUAUGAGAACAAGCGGGUCCUUGUCGACAAUCAGUUGAAAAUUUUGUUUAACAUCCCUGUUGCUGAUGUAGAGGAUAGUGAAUCUCUACAGAAAAUUCACUCCACUGUAAAUGAUUGCCUUUGUACAUUGAAUUCUUUAGAAGUUAAAGUUGAUAGUUGGGAUCCAAUACUGAUUUAUUUGAUUUCAACCAAACUCCCUGAGGUGACCAUAUCUCAGUGGGAACAGUCAUUGAGAUCCCACCGUGAACUUCCCACAUGGACACAGAUGGAUACAUUUUUGGUGAACAGAUUCGAGGUAGUGGAAAGAAUUUCGAGUUUCAAAUCCACGAAAGAGAGGCAAAGCCUUCCAGAGCAUUCAACGUCCCGGAGUUCCAUAAAGAUACAGACAUAUGCAUCCCAGGAGAGUCUUACACCCUGUCUGUUGUGCGAAGAAUGUCAUAGUAUUCGAAUUUGCCCUGAAUUCCGUAAAUUCUCUAUCCAGGAGCGAAUUGAUUUCAUCUUUAGGAAUAAAUACUGCAAUAAUUGCCUCUCCAUUGGACACACUAAAAACAAAUGUAAAAGUAAGAGCUCAUGUCUGUCGUGCAGAAAACGGCAUCAUACUUUGUUGCACUUAGAGGAUAGGACGACGAUGAACUCUGGGCCUGCGAAUGGCAAAACUCUUUUGUCUUCUUCCAACACAAUUGAGAAAUUUGAUACAAAGGAUGCAACGACAUCGAGUGAGACACCGAAACAGACUCAGGCGAAUGUCACCUUUAAUAAUGAAACCAUUUUGUUAAGAACGGCUUUAGUUCAGAUAAAAUACAACGGCGAACUUUUUACGAUUAGGGCAUUAAUCGACCCUGGGUCACAAAGAUCCUUCCUAUCUGAGAAAAUCAGAAACUUAUUACAAAUCCCUUAUCGAAGAUCCUUUUUUGAAGUUGGGGGAAUAGGAGCGGCGGUACAAAAGGCCGACAAGGAAUGUGACCUCGUACUAUACUCACGAAAGCACGAUUUUCAUUGCUCAGUUAAUGCAAUAAUUUUACCCAAGUUAACUAACAAGUUGCCAUCCGUCUCUUUCAAAAAGCCUGACUCUCCCGAACUCAGAAAACUUGAUUUGGCAGAUCCAAAUUUUAACAAGGGCUCAAAUAUCGAUUUAAUAUUAGGUAAUGACUCUGAACGUCAUAUUAAUCUCGAUGGCAUUGUCAGAAAUAUAUGUGGGGUGGCAUCUGCAUAUAACACAAUUUUCGGCUGGGUUCUCAGUGGUCCAGUGCCAACAGAGACCAGUCACUCAUUCACUACAAAUGUUGUACCUUCCGAAGGGGCGGUUCUUAGCGACUUACUUCGGAAAUUUUGGGAAAUUGAAGAGAUUCCUUCAACUCCACAAAUUCCAGAAUCCCAUAGAUAUUGUGAAGAGCUGUAUGCUACCACAACAACCCGUGACUCAGAUGGGCGCUAUGUGGUACGUCUCCCUUUCAAACGAGACUUUCCCCAAAAUGUUUACCUAGGCCCAUCUAGGUUUCUCGCUCUGGGACAAUAUGCCAGAUUGGAGAAGUCGCUGUCCCGUGAUUCAGAGCUUCAUGACGAGUAUAUCUCAGUUCUGAAUGAGUAUAUUACAUUAGGCCAUAUGGAGGAGAUAUCGCCACAAGAAAUUUGCUCCCAAGGUAAAUUUUAUUCAUUUUACCUCCCACAUCAUGCGGUAGUCCGCCCCGAGCAUAAAUCAACUAAAGUUAGAGUUGUUUUUAAUGCUUCCCGUAAGACGAACUCAGGGUGCUCUCUAAAUGACGUAUUAUACACAGGUCCAACACUUCAAGCGGAUUUGGUAUCUACUAUUCUCAAUUGGAGAAAAUUUAAAUAUGUUUAUAAUGGAGACAUUCAGAAAAUGUACCGUCAAAUUAAGGUACAUCCCGAGGAUAGACCCUACCAACGGAUUUUAUUCCAAAGAGAUUCAAAGAGCCCCAUUAAAGAUUAUCAAUUAAGCACAGUUACUUUUGGGAUAAAUUGUGCCCCAUUUUUGGCUAUAAGAACAUUACUUCAACUCGCUUCGGAUACGGAAGAAGAGUUCCCUCAAAUUUCCAAAAUUUUACGUAAAGAAACUUAUGUCGAUGACAUUCUGUCUGGUGGAUUUACCAUUGAAGAAACACUCGACUCCCAAGCAAAACUCAUGGCAGUACUCAAUACUGCAGGGUUUCCCUUGAAGAAAAUCACUGCCAAUGACACACGCUUACUCGCUCACAUACGUAAGGAAGAUUUAUAUGAUCUAAACUUCUUAAGCUUAUCCGAAACCAGUUCUACCAAGACAUUAGGAAUGAAAUGGAACGCAUUAAGCGAUCAAUUUUCCUACACUGCAAUUCCUAUGCAAGAGCAGGCGAAAGUAACGAAACGUCAAGUGUUGUCGAAAGUUGCACAGUUGUUUGACCCAGCGGGUUGGAUAACUCCCAUUAUUAUCAGAGCAAAAAUUCUCAUGCAACAGCUUUGGCUGGAGGACAUAAGUUGGGAUGAGGAAAUUAGCUCUGAAUCUCUCUAUAUAUGGAGAAAUUUGUUAAACGAUAUCUCACACAUUGAACAGAUAGCAAUCCCAAGGUGGAUUAAGCACAUGCCCACGGAUAAGGUGGAGUUACAUGGAUUUUGUGACGCCUCAAAAGCGGCAUAUUGCGCAUGUGUCUAUGUUCGAUCCCAGACUACCACAUCAUCAGUAUUUUGCAAUUUACUUGCUGCAAAAAGCAAAGUUGCUCCCAUAAAGACGAUAUCUCUUCCCAAAUUAGAGCUCAACGGUGCCUUACUUUUGGCGAAACUAAUUAAAUAUACUACAAGUGUUCUCGAUUUCGAUAUUUCUACUAUCAUACUCUGGACAGAUGCGUCAAUUGUACUUGGAUGGUUAUCCAAACCACCAAUGACGUGGGAAACGUAUGUCGCAAAUCGCACCUCUCAAAUACUCGAUUUGGUUCCGAAUGCGAAAUUUAGGUACGUACCUACCCAUGAUAAUCCCGCUGAUCUUGGCACUCGCGGCUGCAAACCUCAAGAUCUCCAGUGUAAUCCCUUAUGGUGGAAUGGCCCCCCUUGGUUGACAAGACCUGAAUCAGGUUGGCCGAAGAAAAUCUCGUUAACAGUACCCAAACCGAGAAUUGUUUCAGAAGUGUUUCAUGCCGAGACAAAAGUAAAUGACGUUUUACAACGUUUUUCUUCGUAUACACGAGCACUAAGGGUUCUUUCAUAUGUAUAUCGUUUCUAUUAUAAUUCUCGUUCCCAAUUUCGGACCUCUCAUAGAUUUGAAGGUAUUAAUUUGAACCAAAAAGAGUUACAAUUCAUUAAAACGCGUUUGAUUUUACUCUCGCAACAACGCUAUUAUGAGGAUGAAUAUAAAGCAUUAUUAGAUUCAAAGCCCAUUCCAAAGAAUAGUAGUUUGUCUACUUUCAAUCCAUUUUUAGACUGCGAUCAGAUUUUGCGUAUUAAUGGGAGGCUAUCUAACUCAAUGCUUCCAUACAAGGAACGUUACCCAAUUAUAAUCCCUGAAGGUGUUCUGAAUUCUCGACCUAUUUCACCGCUGUCAGAAGAUCCUUCAGAGUUAAAAGCACUCACACCUGGUCAUUUUUUAAAAGGUAGCCCUAUUAUGUCCCUUCCGGAGCCAUUAUCACCUAGCAUUUCAGUCAUAAACCGAUGGAUAAAAUUAAAAGCUUUGCAUCAUCAGUUUGCACAACGCUGGAAAGAAGACUACCUAAAGGCUUUGCAUAAAAGAUAUAAAUGGAAAUACACUGCCCCGGAUUUGAAAGUUGAUGACUUUGUUAUAGUUAUCGACGAUUUGCUUCCCCCAAGUGAGUGGCGCAUGGGUAGAAUUGAGAAAACGUAUCCAGGUACAGAUGGAAAGAUUCGUAUAGUGGAUGUACGUACAUCCACGGGAGUUAUAAAUCGACCCAUUGCAAAGUUGUGCUAUCUACCGUCGCCAUCCAUGAAUGGGCGUCGUCAGCCAAACAUAUACAAAUGCAAGUUAUGUGAUCGUUUUCAUGCUUUGAAGGUUUGUCCACGAUUCUUAGAUAUGACUCCAAGGCAACGUAACAUUGUCGUAUUAAAAGAGAUGUACUGUGUCAACUGCCUUGCGAGAAGCCAUCGUUUCCGAGACUGUCGGUCCGCAAACAUGUGUCAACGCUGCCAAAGACCACAUCACACACUCCUGCAUUCGAUGUACCCGGAAAUAAUGUCACGACAAAGCGAGCAAAAUGUCAACCAAACUAAUAGCAGAACGGCCAACAGACCAACCAAAACCCAAACCAAAUGGGUUAAAAACCAACGUUCCAAUCACACGCCAGGAUCAAACCAACAAAUUCUAUCCGAGGCAAUUCGUGCUUUAGCCUCCGUCUUAUGUUCAUCUUCCGGCCCGGCGGCAUGUCUAAAGUAA
Molecule: messenger RNA, 5031 nt
Organism: Stomoxys calcitrans (stable fly)
Lineage: Eukaryota; Metazoa; Arthropoda; Insecta; Diptera; Muscidae
Exons: 3
Coding region: 1-5031 (1676 amino acids)
Molecular function (GO): nucleic acid binding; zinc ion binding
Source: RefSeq, a predicted model, not a curated record